Molecule: messenger RNA, 7530 nt
Organism: Wasmannia auropunctata (little fire ant)
Lineage: Eukaryota; Metazoa; Arthropoda; Insecta; Hymenoptera; Formicidae
Product: leucine-rich repeats and immunoglobulin-like domains protein 3
Exons: 14
Coding region: 1-2880 (959 amino acids)
Molecular function (GO): protein binding
Source: RefSeq, a predicted model, not a curated record
AUGUCGUGGUGCCGCUCGAGGAGGCAUCAUCGCGGCCACGACCACGCGCGGCGACGACUCGGCGGCGUCGAGCGGAGACGGAGCGCCGCGUUCCUCCUGGUCGCGUGCGCGCUCGUCGCGCUGUCGUCGUGCGUGCCGCCGACCUGCGCCGAGCCGAGCGGCGACAAUACCGCGGACCGCUGCCCGGUCGAGUGCUCCUGCCUCGGCAACCUGGUCGCCUGCAGCGAGCUGCAGCUGAUCGAGGCACCCAGCGGACUGCCACCGUGGACCGAGAUCUUAGAGCUAAAGAACAACAAUAUUGCUAACUUGGAAUUUGAUUCAUUGCUUCAUUUAACAAAACUCAAAAAAUUAGAUGUAAGUGCGAAUAAACUCGGAGAUAAUUUUAUUAUUGCCUUGUCAGACGUUGCACAAUUACGCGAACUUAAAGUGAAUAAAAAUCACUUGACGCAAGUGCCAGAGCUUGUAUUUGUUAAGAAUAUUACUCAUCUUUCACUAUCCCACAACUUAAUUACUAGUAUAAAUGGGACUGCGUUGUUUAGUUUACAACAGCUUCAAUACCUGGAUCUCAGUGGGAAUAAAAUAAGUGUCCUUCGAAGGGGUUUCUUCCUCGCUCCUAAUCGAAUUACGCAUUUGAACCUAAAUGCAAAUCACAUAAGGAUCAUCGAAAAUGGAAGUUUGGAUAAUCUAACAUCACUGGAGGAACUCCGUUUAAACAAAAACAAUUUGACACAGCUGAAAGAUCUUUGUGUGAAUCUUACAAAAUUGCGAAUAUUGGAGGUGAAUAGAAAUAAUUUGCAACAAAUACACGGAUUAAGUCUGAAAAGUUUGACUAGCCUGAAGGAAUUGUACCUAAAAAGAAACAGAAUUGAUACGUUAGACGAUGGAGCUUUCUGGCCGCUUAAAAACUUGGAGCUGCUACAGCUCGACUUUAAUAUGCUGACCACCAUAAAGAAGGGAGGCUUGUUCGGAUUGGAUCAUUUGCAAAAGCUGACCUUGUCGUACAAUCGGAUCUCAACGAUCGAACCUCAAGCAUGGGACAUAUGCAAAGAGAUAGUAAAUCUAGACUUGUCGCACAAUCAGUUGACUUCUAUAGAACGUGGUUCGUUCGAAUAUCUCACGAGGCUCGAGAAACUUAAGCUGGAUCACAAUCAGAUCACACACGUCACGGAAGGCGCAUUCAAUUUCACGCCAAACCUUCGUAUCCUGGAACUCAAUUCAAACAAGAUAUCCUACAUGGUGGAGGAUAUCAGCGGCGCACUCUUCUCACCGCUCGGUCAGUUGUGGAAGCUGGGCUUGGCGCACAACAGAAUAAAAUCCAUAAAUCAAAACGCUUUUACCGGCCUGAGUAACGUUGACGAGCUCGACUUAAUCGGAAACAACGUCACGUCCAUUCAAGAAAACGCGUUCCUUUCAAUGUCUAGUCUGAGAACACUUAAGAUGAACACCGGGGCCUUGGUUUGCGACUGUGGACUUCAAUGGCUGAGCAUGUGGCUGCGGGAACAUCCUUACAGCGAAGCCGAGCUGCACUGCGGUUAUCCGCACUGGUUGCAGGGCAUGUCGUUAACUCAGUUACAUCACGCAAAUUUCACUUGUGAUGAGUAUCCAAAACCACGGAUCAUUAAAGAACCUGCGAGCCAAAUGAGCAUCAAGGGAGACAAUGUGAAAUUGGUUUGUCGCGCAACCAGCACCGCUGACACACCGCUCCAGUUUACCUGGAAGCAUGACAACGUGGAGUUGAACGACACGAAUCUGCAGACCAAUCUCAGCUCCUCCGAGAGCGGAGUAACCGAGGCGACGUCCGUUUUGCACAUUACUAACGUUACCCAUUCUAACGCGGGGAAGUAUCAAUGCAUGGUAACGAACACUUACGGAACUACGUACUCGGCCAAAGCCAGACUGAGCGUGUUAGUUUAUCCGUCGUUCUCCAAAAUUCCGCGCGAUAUACGAGUGAAUGCUGGAAGCACCGCCCGUCUGGAGUGCUCUGCCGAGGGACAGCCAUCCCCGCAGAUAGCCUGGCAGAAGGACGGUGGGAACGAUUUCCCAGCUGCGAGGGAAAGACGGAUGCACAUGAUGCCGACGGACGAUGUGCUGUUCAUAAUAGACGUGAAAAUGUCCGACAGCGGAGUUUACUCGUGCACCGCGCAAAAUCUGGCUGGCCUUAUCGUUGCGAACGCUACCCUUACUAUACUAGAAAUACCGUCCUUCGUAAAACCGAUGGAGAACAAGGAAAUAAUGGUAGGCGGCUCGAUUGUGCUCGAAUGCAUGGCCAGCGGCUCGCCACGUCCGAAAUUGUCGUGGCGGAAGAACGGUAGUCCGCUGCAAGCGACGGAGCGUCAUUUCUUCACCGCGGAGGAUCAGCUUCUGAUCAUCGUCAACACGAUCGCCAGUGACGAGGGUAGCUACGAGUGCGAGAUGAGUAAUUCGCUGGGCUGCGUCGUCGGCGCGUCGCAUCUCACGGUCAAACCGGCCCCCGUUUCCACAUUGAACGAAUCCGAGAUACUGGGUCUGAUAGUGAUAACCGUGGUUUGUUGCGCCGUCAUUACCUCCGUGGUCUGGGUGCUCGUGAUUUACAAGACCAGACGCCAAUUAAAUCCCACGCAGGACACUGGCGCGCAACCAGCGGCGACCGUUAUAGUGACCGUGCCGGAGGUUCAAACGCAGCUGUACCUGGACACGAGCUCGCAGCACAGCAAAGACAGCGGGACCGGAGACAGCACUAAUCCCAGCAACGAUCAGCUGCAAUUGUGCUUACCCGAAGAGGUCGUGACAAGCUCUGCCAAUAAUGACGAAGAAAUGGGAACUAUAAACGCCAACGAUCCUCUCCUGCGUUACACGAACCACGAGCGACAUGCGAGCGAGAAUGCCGAUAGCGCGGUCUGAACGGGAGACGCGAGCCGAGGGUAAGCGGAGUUAACGCGUGCGUGUAGUUUGCGUUUCCGCAGCAGAGUUGAGUAUUCGUGAACGCGGCUGAUCUUUAAAUCAGGAUAUAAAUAUUCUGCAAAGUCGUGUACAUUAGACGAGCCAUAGUAUUAUGAGGAGCAAGGACUUCACCGGUCCCGCUGUCUAAAAAGUGACCUACAAGUGGACGUUGAUCCCCGCGACAGUCCAAAUACACAAACGGGAGUAUUCGUUACCUACCGGCGUAAGAAUGGAUCAGCGAAUCACGGCAUAAGUACAAGCGUAAGGGACGAUAGCGAAAAAACACUUACAUGUAAUCGUCAUCGUAUUUAUUAUUGACGCGACACACUCGUUCAAUCGACAUCGCGAGCGAUAUGAGCUGUAAAUAGUUAAACUAAGAUCCUAUUAUAAAAACUAGUAUUAUUACAGCGCGCGUCAGUGUCAUUCGGCGUUUCCUGGAAAUGCAACGCACUUCGUACAUUUCUAUCAUACAGACAAUUUUCCAGACACACGUGUGGUGUCCAAGCGAGAACGAAAAUCUGUUAUAGAUUGAAUUUUUUUUUUAAAUUAGAAUAUAAUAUAUGAAUAUUGUCUAUUUAAAAAUCUAAAAUUCGGACAAGUUCAAUUGAUCUGCGAUAGGUAGUGCUUGCUGAGCGUAUCAGCGAAGAUCGGUUAACGAAUUACGUCGUUAAACACAUUGAAACGCAUUCAUCAUAGCGUGUAGACGUUUACUCGAUCAUUGUACAAGCGUUGCACCUUUCCCGAACACGACCGUUGCAAUGCGCGCGCGCGAGGACAUUGCUAUAAACUAUUGAAAGCCACAAUAUAUUAGACCAGCCUUUGUGAUAGAUAUUUAUUCUAGUGUUACACAUUGCGUAGGCGGCUAUUUAUGGAUGUAGGAGAAAAUAUGAGAACAGAAACACGUCAUUCUAUUCUGGAGGAAAAAAAAACGCAAUUGCUAACGGGUGGAUGUAUAUUUAUGCACCAAAGCGUUGACUUUAGGUACCUUGUUUUUUUUUUCUCUCUUACUUCGCAGUCGCGCGCGGACACCAAACCGCUAUAUAUAUAUAUUCUGGAUUAAUUUAAUUCGUUUACUGAUCAAAAUGUUGCUCACUACUAAUAGAUACAUUGUGUUCCAGAUAUGUAGGAUCUUUUAGCUUUCGUAGGCAUUUUCGUUAGUAUUAUUAAUAUCGACUAAGUUGAAACGCAUACGAGCAUGAGACUUUAACGGAUAAAUCUUCCAGAUAUUGUUACGUAUAGUUGUCUUUGUUUUUUUUUUCCAGAGUUUGAGAGUAGUGUUUGUUGGAGACCUCGAGGUUCUUCAAUAUUAUAUAUUAUGAAAGGUGUAAAAAUUUAUUUCUCUUUUCCCUCGCAACUUCUACAUUUGCAUACGGAAAUCUGUACGAUUGUGAGACAUUUGGACCGAAGCUUCUAUUCUGAGUAGUGUUUGUUGGGGUCUCGAGGUUCUUCAAUAUUAUAUGUUAUGAAAGGUGUAAAAAUUUAUUUCUGUUUUCCCUCGUGACUUCUACAUUUGCAUACUGAAGUCUGUAUGAUUGCAGGACAUUUGGAAGCUUCUAUUUUGUGACCAAGUAAAAACACUUUUUUAAUUGAUUGAUUGUACUAUCUCAUUUUGCUUCAUUACUCGGUCUUGAAUAUAUGCGUCGUUAUGGGAUAAAAUUAUGUAAUUAUAUAUUUAAUAAUAUUAAUAGCUUUUUCUCGUAGUGUACUUGUGACAGUUUUUACUUAUGGAUAUUUCGAUUAAGGGAUAAUUCGAUUGACAUGUACGUUUUAAAUUUACAAGUAACAGAAUUUUUGAGGAUGUGCUCUUUUAAGGAAAGAAAUAAGAGGAGGAAGAGAGAGAGAGAGUGAGAGCCGAGAGUGAUGAUUAAUAAAAAGGUUCAAAUUGCGAUAAUACGCAAGUGAUUAAUAUGAAAGUAAAAAUUUCAACGAAUGGCCUUUACCUUGCACCAAGCGGGUAUUAUUAUUGGGAGAAAAACUUUCGCGAUAUAUAUAAUCUAUAUAUUUUUCUAUGACUUAUAUAUUGCAAAAGAAUUGAAAAAAAAAAUCACACUGAAAUUCGCACAAAAGACGAAGAGCCAGUACUACUUCUACUACUUAAUUAACUCGUAAACUCGCGCGAUGUGAACUCCUUCCACGAAUGAUUACUCCUUAUUUACGCAAGUGUCCGAUAAUAUGCGCAGAGUAUGAUGUGCUCAUUACAAGUAAAAAUUCAAGUAUUGUAUAAAGUAAUGAAUAGUCCGUAAUAUUCCACUUAUUUGUGUAACUCGUAAUGUAUAUGUUUAAACUAUAUGCGAGAGCAUGUUUUCGAGUAGGAUUCGGAGAAGAAACUGAGAACAUAUAUGUUUCAUUAAUGUAGUCUGUGUAGAGUUUUUUUUCUCCUUAUCUAGUAACGAGUAUUAAAUUAUGUAGUCAACGAAGAGAGAGAGAGAGAGAGAGAGAGAAAGAUGCUCUAUUGCGACAUGGUUUUUUGGCUUGCGCCCGUGUGAUACACCAAAUAAGGCAUCUGUUUCUCAUUCAGUAUUUUCCUUGUUAUAUAGUAUUGUGUACAAAUACAAAUAAUCAUCUACAAUGUAUCCUUGUGCGUUGUUAUUUACCCAUUAAAUAUUAAAGCUUUAAAAUCACUUACCUUACGACAAAUUUUCUUCGAAUAUGUUAAUGAAACGAGAGAGGAACGCAUAUUUCGGCAUUAAAAAUUAACUCUAAAUUUACUCUAUAAUUUUUACUGAAAUAGCUAACAUUAAUAAAGGCACCGAAUAAAUGGAUAUAGACAUAUAUGAAUGUAUUUAUAUAUACACUUUUCUUCUAUCGAGAUGAAUGCAAAGAUGAUUGAUUGCACAUAGAAUGAUUCGUGCUCAAAGUGAUCAAUAAAUUAUUCUCCAGUUAUUGUCAAUUUUUCUAGAUGCGACUGGAUUAAAGGGUCUGUCUUCGUAGUGAUCAGAGAUAGAGAAAAACCAAAUGCAAUAUACAGCAAAAAUGUACCUACUUAUUUCCAAGUAUCACAAUUAUUCAAGUGUACAUAUAUAAUACAUAUAUUCUACAAUCUUGCUUACUUUCGAGAUUUGUUGAUCGCUCGUGUUUAUCGCGCAGCUGAAAUUCGCAUUGUCUUUACAUACAAUAGUCAAAGCUUCCAUUCAUUUUUAUAAAGAACGAACGAAAUUGCUUGAUUAGCGAAAGUUUAAAAAAAUAAAUAGAUAUAAGAGAAAUUGCUUUCUUGAUACAUUUUACCAAGUAAUAUAUGCAUGUAUUCUAAAUUUAUCCCUUAAAAUAUAUAAUUAAGAGUCGUCUAUAUAAUAAUAUAUAAUUUUAUCUAUGUAUAUAUAACAUUUUUUGUGUUGCGAGAGAUUAACGUUUCCCAAUAAUUCUUCCGAAAGCAUUUGCAUCCAUUGCUUAAUGCCGGAUUACGUGAGAAAUAAAUUUCUAUAAAGAAGGUCCUCGAGAAUUCUUUCCUAUCACGAUGGGAAGAGGAUCCAUCGAGAAUAUUCGCUGACCGUCUCUCGCGAUGCGAAUUUCGCCGCGCGUAACGUACCUAUACGCAUUGAAAUAUAGGAACGCUUCCUUUGAGGUAGCACAUCUCCAAAUACGAGAUAUCGUUUUUAUUUUCAAUUCGAUCCUCGUUACAAACGAACGUCGGACGCGCGCGAUUCACAAAAUUACCGUCGUACAAAGUUUAACAAAUCUCCCUCGCUUACGUCUAACUGAUGUCCGUAUCAAAACUUCGUUAUAUGCAACCGCAUCCUUAUGGCGUCGCGUUUCAACUUCCACGCGUUACGAUCGUGGUAAGGAAUAAGAGCGCAUGGAGUGAUCGUCGAAUUUAGUCCCUCCGACGGUUCCGUAAGCCGAAAUUCCGAGACAGUCGCUCUCCCUCUGCGCGGAAGCGCGAGAUAAAUUCGUCAUAAUCACAAAUUGGCAAAAUUCAGAGCAUGCAUUCCGUUGCAUCAAAUAACUUUGCUCCUGACGACAGAUCGCGUUGCGAUAGGUUUUUUUUUUUAAUUUAGACGAUUCGAUGACAUCUCUCACGUCGGAGUCCCUUCUUUCGUCAUUGCUAAUCUUCUUUUAAUAUAUUGUAUAAUUACGUACAAAUGCGCGAAUGGAUUAAAAUCAAGUUAAAACAGUUUGAUGCAAAAGAUUGCGUAAUUAGAAUGCUAAGAGACCUAAGUUGUACAUUCUGAAAAAGACAGCUAGAAAGGAACUAUUUACAGAGCGUACUCUCAUGACAAAAAAAACGAUGCACGCUAAUGUUCCACGUUGCAAACAUCUUCCUAUCAUUUUCCUCUGAUUAUCUUUUUCUUUUUUUUUUUUUUUUCAUUGUCGUUGCUACAUAAACGAAGAUCCAUUCGAGAUCAAGAUCGGCAAUAUCGAUACAUUCGAAUGGACUAUCUAUAUAGAAAUGUAUGUACUAAUAAUACUAAAUUAAAACCUAGAUUUCGCGGCUGAACGAUUUAGAAUAUUUUCGGCCGAUGAAUUCUUACGUAAUAUUAUUCAUCCUAGAUUCGCCGAUCUGUCGCAUCUCUUGGCACUAGGCGCUGCGUGUGAUCCAUGUACGCGCUGGCCGCAAUAGUCUAAAAAUAAGCAGACGGCAACAAGAGCAAGGAUCACAGCAAGCACACGGCG